AUGGCGAAAAAGGAUAAGGAACAGACAUGUUUGAGUGAAGCGAACUCGCUACCUAAAUUACGACGAGUGAGUAGUGGCCAGCGAGAUGACAGCAAAGAUCCCCCUGGCUCUCCUAGGCACGGUUCUCCCGCAGCAGAGGCACACUGUGAGCCAACGCAACCUGGAAAUAUCUAUGAUCUUCUCGAAUCCAGAUUGGAGAUGGCAAGCAAAUCAAAACACAACUUGCCCGGCGCCAACCCCUGCCCCCCAGAGGCAUCAAAACUCACGACAAAAGACAUCAAGGCAUUGUUGUCUGGAGCACCUCACUUUCUUCUGGAGAAAGGCAAGCAUGGUCGAUGGUAUCCCGAGGUGAUAUUUCCUUGGGAUGAGCAGAACCCAGUAAUACAACAUAUGUGGGAUCGCAAGCCGCUGCCCCAUGCAACCUUUACUCUGAGCACACUUCAUGCUCAUCUGCCGCUGCCAGACGACUGGGCUGUCAGAGGCGGCGUUCCGACCCAAGUCCUUGACUGGCGCCGAACAGACGCUACCAAUAGGGCAACGUUUGAUAUUGGGAUCUUCGAAGUACCGAACAUGCUGUCCCAAAAUGGCAAAGAGCCUGGCACCGUCGGUUUCCGGCACUUUCUUGAAUUGCCUGUGGCUGACACGAUCCGAUACACCGGACCCGAAGCCCCAAGGAAACCUCCAUGUUUAGAACAAGUCUCUACCAUGGCGGCAAUGGAGGCGUUCGAUUUAAUGGAGGGAUAUAACAAACCGUACUCACAGUGUCAAAGUGGUGCCGUUCACGAUCGAUGUAGACUCAUCUGUGAAGGCCCCGAGGCCUGGAAGCGCAUUGGAGUUCGAGAUAUCAAUAUGCGAUCUCUAGUGCAACGUUUGGAACAUCUGCGCAAUUAUCGAUAUGAAAUGCUCAAAGAGGGAUCCAGGAAGACAAUUUUGGAUAUUGAAAGUCCGCGCGAGUUGCACGACAUUUUACAUACACAAUUCCUACAUCCUCACCCUCCACCUGCUGACAUCAUAGAGGGUCAUCCGCAAAGCGUCAAAUCUCAGAUCAAAACUUUGGCAAUCGUGCUGGCCACCCCCGGAGCAUGGAUUAAUUUCAGUCUCCCCGAAUGGCGCUUUCGGGCAGGGCAGGUCUUAUGGGAGACAUCCCAGCAUGGCGAUGGAGCCUGUCUGGAUCCCACUUCAAGUAAUGAAAAAUUGUCGCAGAAUGAUUUGGUCAGGUCUGGGAUGGAGCGAAAGUGGUUGCUGAUCCAGAUGCUUCUCUCUGCUGAGUUGCUUCUUCGCUUGGACGCGUUCGUCCGAGUUGGCAUGUUGCAUGAUCCGCAAGGUGGUCACAUCACGAUGCAUGAGCUUGCACAAUUCGAGAAAUUGCGAGAAGGCAAGCUGAACUGGGAUCUGAUCGUUGUGCGCCGGUUCCUCAACAGUCUUCAUUUCACUUGCCCGACGCCACAUUCAGGGCUAUCUCCGAGUGGCUCGACCACCAAGCCGCCUGGGAAAAGUCAUCGGUUCUCACUGCUUGAAAGCAUUAUUCGGCGUAGCUCGCUCCAUGUUGCGGAUCUACAAUCUGCCUGGGACUGCGAACUGAGUUCUUCACACGUUCGGCAGCAACUGGAGGGUCUGUAUGUCUUCGCAGAAAACAUUGGAUGGCCAAAAUUGGCUGCACUAAGAGCUACCAUGGAGCUUAAACUUGGCGAUCCAAACAAUCCAGUUCUGCCCGUCUUAGUCGUCGAUGACAGAUGGGGGCAGGAAAAAAUAUCCAAGGAGGUGUUACUGACCAAAGACGAUUUGUGUGCACGAAACCCCUGCCGCCGACGGGUCAAGCUUUGUAACUCUGGUCCACAGUCCAAACGGUUAGGUUGGAUCUCGCGCUCCUUGCUCUCUGGGUUCGUGAUACCUGGAGAUGCGAUUAGUCACCUUCUCAUGGCGACGCUGCUUGAGAACGACGUAGAUGCACUGGAUCAACUAGGCUCAAUUGCCAACCUCUAUGGAGGGUUCGUUUAUAGCGAACGGAGUUGGUGGAGCAAAGCAUGCAUUGUCGGACGUGUCUUGUCUAGUUCAAAGGGAGCUCAGACGUGCAUGGGGUGGAUCAGCAGCGACAUGAUACCCCGCGAUGAGAGCACGCGGAAAUUAUUCAAGUGUGGAUGGCUUGAACUCCAAGUUGAAGAGGUUCCGCAGAUUUCGAGUAGGCCUCGAAUCAAGCAGGGCGCCAAGCUCGCGAUUGAAUCGACACCGCUAGGCCUGGGAGACAUCACAGCAAAAGCCUUUACACUCCCAACGGAGAAUCCAGAGUCCAGUGCGACACACACUGUCACUAUCGAAGACUUGACUCUGUCAGUCAGUGAUUAUAACCCUCCCAAUAACAACGGUAUUACACCUGCUGUGGCAUCCAUGUCAUUCUCGAUCAAAGACGCGGACAGUGCAGGAGUUUCAACUACGGUUUCUUUCCCCCUCACGUAUGAUGUGCGCUUUAUCUCCGCCCAUGAAUGCUGUCCACCGUUGGGGGUCGUCUCUCACAAGCCAUCCGACCGCGAGAAAGAUGAAAUUCAGCCUACAAGACCCGUGCCCACGUACACACGUCUACCAGGCCAUCCUCUGCACAACUCUUAUCGAUACAAAAAUGUUUCGUUGGACUCCCUCCCCUCCACCCCGGCGCCGCAAUCGAACUUGUUGCAAGGCCCAGACGCAGCUCAAGUGUCGGAGAUUAUUGUCAUCGACGCACGGGGCAACCGAGACAAGGAAACAUUCGCUCGGGCAUGGUGUGCUGCUGUUGGGUGCCAUGCGAUCAUUAGUCGGUUCGGGGAAACACGUGUGACAAAUUGUGUCGCCUGUUCAAUAAGGCAAGCGAGAGCCAUUGAUGUAAUGGUUGUGAUACGUGUGAGCGAAUGA
This is a messenger RNA of Penicillium digitatum Pd1, 2883 nucleotides long. NCBI's taxonomy places the organism in Eukaryota, Fungi, Ascomycota, Eurotiomycetes, Eurotiales, Aspergillaceae. The record is from RefSeq and is a predicted model, not a curated record.